Hypanus sabinus (Atlantic stingray) is the source of this 582-nucleotide messenger RNA. Its product is annotated as heart- and neural crest derivatives-expressed protein 1-like. Gene Ontology annotation, biological process: developmental process; regulation of transcription by RNA polymerase II. The coding region runs from base 1 to 582 and encodes 193 amino acids. The transcript has 2 exons. The record is from RefSeq and is a predicted model, not a curated record. Gene Ontology annotation, molecular function: RNA polymerase II transcription regulatory region sequence-specific DNA binding; DNA-binding transcription factor activity, RNA polymerase II-specific; protein dimerization activity. Lineage: Eukaryota; Metazoa; Chordata; Chondrichthyes; Myliobatiformes; Dasyatidae.
AUGAACGUCGUUGGCAGUUUACACCAUCACCCCGCCGUGCAUGAGGGCUUUCCAUUCGCCCCAAGUAGCCGUUGCCAACAAGACCAUCCGUUUUUGCAGAGCUGGUUCCUAAAUCAGGGAGUUUUGUCCCCUGAUUACUCCAGCCAGCCUUCCUGCAGCCCCGAUCGCAGUGUUAAUGGAGUGUUCUCCGAUCCCGCCCGACAAGCACCAGGACUCCGCAGAGAAGCAGCCGUCCCGAAAAAGGAGCGGCGCCGUACAGAGAGCAUCAACAGCGCCUUCGCCGAGCUGCGGGACUGCAUUCCCAACGUCCCGGCCGACACUAAACUAUCCAAGAUUAAAACGCUUCGGUUGGCGACGAGUUACAUUGCUUAUCUCAUGGAUACUUUGGCAAAAGACAGUCAGGUCGGGGAGACGGAGGCUUUCAAAGCGGAUCUGAAGAAAAUGGACAGUAGAGAAAGUAAACGCAAACGAGAGUUAAACCAGAACGAAACAAUGAGCCCACCCAAAAGCAGCAGCAACAAGAAACUGAAGGGGAGAACGGGGUGGCCACAGCAAGUCUGGGCCCUCGAACUCUGCCAGUGA